AUGACUCUGUAUUCAAUUAUUCUGCCAACUUACAAUGAGAAAGAUAACUUGCCGAUUUGUCUUUGGUUGAUUAACAAACACUUGACUGCCGCUGGGGUGAAUUAUGAAGUAAGUUGACCUAAUUUUUUUUUUUUAGAAAUUACUAUAAUAUUUUAGGUGAUUGUUAUCGACGAUUCCAGUCCAGAUGGAACUUACGACGUUGCCAAGAAGCUUGUAGAAGAAUUCGGAAGUGAUAAGAUAAUACUGAAAAGCCGACCCGGCAAGUUGGGAUUGGGAAGUGCUUAUGGAGAAGGCAUAAAACACGCAAAGGGAGAGUUCGUUAUCCUCAUGGACGCCGAUCUUUCUCAUCAUCCAAAGUUUAUUCCAACGAUGGUGGAGGUCCAGAAGAGGGAUGGAGUAAGCUGUAUUAUCUACGAUUACCCAUUUUAGUCUGAUAUUGUCACUGGCAAUCGAUAUCUGCCUGAUGGUGGAAUUUAUGGCUGGGAUGCUAAGAGGAAGAUAAUUUCUGUGGGCGCCAACUUUGUGUCCCAAACUGCUCUCCAAAUCAGAAAUUACACGGAUCUGACUGGCUCUUUUAGGUUAUAUAAAAAGGAAGUCCUGAGUGAUUUGAUCUCCAGAUCCAUUUCCAAGGGAUAUGUAUUCCAAGUAGGUGAAUCCAGAAAAUUUUUGAUGAUUUAGAUGGAGAUGAUGGCACUGGCCUACCACAAAUACAAGAUCUCCCAGAUUCCCAUAACUUUUGUGGAUCGAGUUUACGGGGAAUCUAAACUGGGAUCAAACGAGAUCUUCGGGUUUGUGAAAGGGUUAAUUCACUUGUUCACAACUGUCCACUACUAG
This is a messenger RNA of Bursaphelenchus xylophilus (pine wood nematode), 834 nucleotides long. The record is from the annotation of a GenBank genome assembly. NCBI's taxonomy places the organism in Eukaryota, Metazoa, Nematoda, Chromadorea, Rhabditida, Aphelenchoididae.